AAAGAAAUGUGAACCAAAAUUUCAGCUGGUUGUUCAUCUGAACCUGUGGCGCGAUUAGUUUGAAUGAGUGAGCAGUGAUGAUAUGGUGAGAGUGGCCAUAAAUAAAUUGAGCGGUAAUUGCCGUAAUUACUGUUCCCACCUAAGUAUGACUUCAUUUAAUCCCAAGCCAGCCUUCAACUGCCAGCUCCAGCUACUUAUUAGUCUCAGACGUCUUCCAAAAAAUUCAUCUUCUUCUUUUGUCAAGACCAGAAUUUUAUGUCCUCUGCCUCUUCUUCAAGUUUUUCGCGAAAAUCCCACCAAUCCCACUUCCCAAGUUCGGUUUCUUUCCUCCGCAUCAAGGAGUAAUUUGCUGAUGGAGCUGGUCAAAGCAGUUGCAAGCAAAGGGUCUCAAACAGGGCAGAGCAUUGCCGUAAGAUCUGAACAGAAAAGCUAUAGUUACCAUCAACUCAUAUCAUCUGCUUGGAGGAUUUCUACUCUGUUAUGCAAUGGUGGUCUGAAAACUGCUGUGGAUCUCAAAGGAAAUAAGCAUCUUGGUGGAAUUAGGAUAGGCAUUGUAGCUAAACCUUGUGCCGAGUUUGUUGCUGGCAUACUUGGAACUUGGCUCAGUGGAGGUGUUGCAGUUCCUCUUGCACUUAGCUAUCCAGAGGCUGAGCUACUGCAUGUUAUGAAUGAUUCUGACGUCUCCAUGAUUUUGAGUACUGAAGAUCAUCAGGAAAUCUUGAAAGAUGUUGCAGCUAAAACUGCAGCUCACUUUUCUCUUCUUCCUCCUGUUGUUAGCACAUCAACUGAGCUUGAUCAGUCACAUAACGGAGAGCUGAAUGUUAUUGAGCGGGUACAGGGAAUAGAAAACUUUAGUGAGAUCGAAGAUGAGAAACCGGCAUUAAUACUGUACACUAGUGGCACAACAGGUAAACCAAAAGGAGUUGUUCAUACACACGGAAGCAUCUUGGCUCAGGUUCAAAUGUUGGCAAAUGCUUGGGAGUACUCACCUAGUGAUCAAUUUUUACACUGUUUACCGCUACAUCAUGUGCACGGCCUUUUCAAUGCUUUGCUUGCUCCUCUAUAUGCUGGUUCUGUGGUGGAGUUCAUGCCAAAAUUUAGCGUUAGGGGAAUUUGGCAGAGAUGGCGGGAAUCAUAUCCAAGAAAAGAGACAAAAGUUGAUGAUGCUAUAACUGUAUUUACAGGAGUUCCAACUAUGUAUACACGAUUAAUACAAGGUUAUGAAGCUAUGGAUCCUGAGUUACAAGCCAUCUCUGCUUUAGCGGCUGGCCAGCUUCGUCUAAUGAUGUGUGGCUCCUCUGCACUUCCUCUUCCUAUCAUGCAGCAGUGGGAAGCCAUUACUGGACAUCGCCUACUCGAAAGAUAUGGCAUGACUGAGUUUGUCAUGGCUAUUUCUAAUCCCCUAAGAGGUGUAAGGAAAGGUGGAACUGUUGGAAAACCAUUGCCAGGUGUGCAGGUCAAGAUUCUCGCUGAAGAUGGGAGUGAUGAUGACAAAUCAGGGGUGGGUGAACUCUGUGUUAAGAGCCCUUCACUGUUCAAGGGAUACUGGAAACUUCCUAAGGUGACUGAGGAAUCUUUUAUUGAUGGGGGGUUUUUCAAGACUGGAGAUGCUGUUAGAGUGGAUGAAGAUGGAUAUUACAUCAUUUUGGGACGUACAAAUGCUGAUAUAAUGAAAGCUGGUGGAUAUAAGUUAUCUGCAUUGGAAAUCGAAGCAGUUCUUUUGGAGCACCCGGUUAUCUCAGAAUGCUGCGUAUUGGGCUUACCGGACAGAGACUAUGGAGAGGCUGUGUGUGCAAUUGUUGUACCUGAUGCAGAAGUCAAAAGAAAAAGGGAGGAAGAGCUUAAGCCUGCCCUUAGCUUAGAGGAAUUGUCAACUUGGGCUAAAGAGAAACUUGCUCCAUACAAGCUACCUACUCGUUUGUUGCUAUGGGAGUCACUACCUCGUAAUGCUAUGGGAAAGGUGAAUAAGAAAGAUUUGAAGAGAAAAUUAGCUGCUGAUGUACAAUAAACUCUUAGGGUUGCAAAUGAAGAACAGGACGGAAACUGUAGAUUGCAGUAAUAAGCUGCUGCAUUUCACUUUGCUCUUCUUGCUGUUUCAAGGUGUCUUUUAUCAGAAGAAUGGCUGCAUAGGUGAACAUCAGGAACAGUAAGAAGCUAUUUGGACGUUAUCUUUAGUUAAUAAAAGCUGGAGAUUCUACGCAUGUACUGAGCUACCAAAUUUAGGGCCUUUAAAUUCUCCUAGUGUCACUACAGUGAUUGAAGGAAUCAUUUCUAUCUAAAUUGAUCAAUCGAUUGUAGGACAAGUAACCUUUUAAUGUAAUACAAUUGCAAAAAGCUUUCAGGUAGCAUAAUACAUCAACCUUUGCAAAGCUUACUACAUUUACAUUUGGUUUUCA
This is a messenger RNA of Coffea arabica (coffee), 2396 nucleotides long. Lineage: Eukaryota; Viridiplantae; Streptophyta; Magnoliopsida; Gentianales; Rubiaceae. The record is from RefSeq and is a predicted model, not a curated record.